Molecule: messenger RNA, 2697 nt
Organism: Arxiozyma heterogenica
Lineage: Eukaryota; Fungi; Ascomycota; Saccharomycetes; Saccharomycetales; Saccharomycetaceae
Exons: 1
Coding region: 1-2697 (898 amino acids)
Source: RefSeq, a predicted model, not a curated record
AUGUCUGAUACAAACUUGGAUAAUGAUCUUAAAGAUCCCAAUAAACAAGCCAAUCAAUUUAUAAAUAAAAAUAAUAGUAGUAGCAGUAAUAAUAAUAAUAAUAAUAAUAAUAAUAAUAAUAACAGUAACAUUAGUUCAAAAAAUAAAGUUAGAAUUAUUGAAAGUUUGCAUACUUUUGAUAUUUACAAUACAGAUCCAUACCCAUCUUUACAAAAUGCGUCUAGUCCAGAUAAUACAAAUAUAUCUUUAAAAGAACAAUUAUCCUUAGACCCAUUAACUCAAGAUUUUUUACCAAGGGGUUUAAGAAGUAUUCAUGGUACCACAAAGAGAGUCGUAGAUGCUAAAAAUUCUUUCAAGAGAUGGGAUUGGAAUAAGCUGCCUUCGAAAGAUGUAAAGUGUCUGAAAUCAAUAUCAAAUUAUAAUUUAAUUAAUAUAGAAAUUGAUGGGCAAAUAAAACAAUUACAAUAUCUGCCUUCUUAUAACCCCAUGUUGCCAGUAUUAGACAUUUUUUAUGCAUUUAAUAAAGAAUCUAAAACCGUUGAUAGCUUAAUAUUUUCAAAACAAAGAUUGAAGUCGUCAACUGAAGUCAUCAUUAACGCUUUGAAGACCAAUUGCAAAACAACUACUUUAUCAGAACAGUCCUUAACAAAUCCUUCCCCCAAUUCCGUCAUCUCAGAUAAUGAUAUGAUUAAUGAAGAUUCGAAUAUUUUAUUGUCGUUAAGUAAUUCAUCUUUAAUUAAUAAUUAUACUAGUCCCUUCAUCAGUGAUAUUUUGGAAGAUCCUAAAGACUUGACAAAUCAGAAUUCAAAUUCAGAUCAUCGUUCAGAAGUGGAUAUUGUUAUCCAUUUAUGGCAUUUGCAACUACAAAAAUUUCUUUUGCAAAAAAAUUCAUUGUUUUAUUCCAAUGAGGCUUUACAAUCCUUAUUGAAAACAAAAUCGGUUACAAGAAAGUCAUCAAAGAAUAAUCAGCAAAAUUCUACAUCAGAUACUUUGACGAUAAAAGAUACUUUAGAUCGAUCACAAGACUUUACACUUGAUAAGAAUAGGUUGAUGCUCUCAAAACAUGUACAAGAAUAUCUUGAUGAAAUUGACAUUUUGGUGAUUAGACCACCUUUAGCAUAUUUGACGGGGCUACAAUUAGCAUUUGAUGAACCAAGUCUAAAUGUUGUAGACUUCCAAUUACAUUCAAUAUCUUGGAUCUCAAAGAAUCUUACCAAGGAUUUAUUAAUUAAUACAAAUGGAGAAAUUAAUAAAAAAUAUUCUUCAAUGAUCAAAAUCGUAUCUAAUGAAUCUGAGUUGGAAAUUUUAACUAAAGAGAACGCACAUUUGUAUAUGGUUAAUUGUUUAGAUAAACCAUUUGCUGACCACUACAUUGAUAUUGACACUGACAGUGUUGAAAACAAGAGUAUAUAUAGUGGGAAAUCUGAUAGUACUAAUGAAUAUCUACUAUCCAUGUUGCCCCCCUUAGCAAAAAGAGAUAGCUAUGAUACGAUCACCUAUGAUACACAUAGUAAUGUUAGUAACAAUACUAAUUUUACCACUGACACGAAUAUUUUUAAUCCAUUAUAUGUUGAGAAAUCCGAUAAUGCUAUAAAAGAGGAGAAUAUAGUUCCCAAGAAAAAACUAUCUUCCAAAAAAUCGAGUAUUGUGAAUUUCUUUAGAAGAAAGCAUCAUUCUCAGGCACAAUCACAGGCUGAGCAUACAAAAGUUACACAACAACAACAACAUAUUAAUAUACCGUCACAUCGUUCAUCAAUAAGUAGCCAACAGUUUUCAAGUAUUCCCACUGAUAUUACAUCUGGUUAUUAUCGGAAAACUCCAUCAGUCAGGAAUUACAAUUUUCCAUUAAUAAGAAAAUCAUGCCCAAAUAAAAACCUUACAUUAAACAAUUCAGCAUCCCAUCAAACGUUAUGGUUGGAAGAACAUUUUUGUGAACUUCUUAAUAACUAUAAAAAAGUUGAAAUGCCAACGCAGUAUUAUUUACCUGGGGAUGCUAAGUCACCUCUAUCUAUAAACAAAAUAUCUGCUGCAUCUUUCUCCUCAUCUUCAUUGUCCUUAAAAGAUGAUGUAGAAAAUAUUGAUAAAAAAGUCAGGAGUAGCAAAUCUUAUAAUAGACAAUUUUUAGAAUUACGAUUACCAUUUACUGAUAAUUCGAUACCAGCAAUAUAUUGCCCAUGGGUCUGGGGCAUCCUACCAAGAAAAAGAUGGCAUGUCUUGACAAAAGAAUUGUUUAGAAUUCUAGAACAUGAGGGGUAUGUUCUUGCUGUUCAAGCUGAUUUGAGUCCGACAAAUACAAAUCCAACGAAAAGUAAAUUCCAGACUGCGAUAUCUAGAGAAAAAAUAUUUGACAGUGUUGCUAUUAAUGCAAUUCAUCAAAACAUUUUUACUCAUCCUACACAGCAUUUGUCAAAUAUCUUUAAAGAACAUGGAUUUACUAAUAUCAAGGCAUCAACUCUAAGUCUAAAAUUAGGAGAUUGUGAAACUGAGAUGGGUUGUUUAAAUGAAUUUGCAUGUUUGAUGGCUAUUAAUUUUACAUUUAGACAAGAAAUGGAUUAUCAAGAAGGAACGAAUAAAGAUCCAGGUGAAAUUAUAGAACAGUAUUAUAAGGAACAUUGGUCUCAAAUUGAUAACCAAGCGGGUACAUUCAGAAUAUCUUAUAUUGUAGCACAAAAACCAAAAAAGAUUACUACUUUUUAA